This is a messenger RNA of Periophthalmus magnuspinnatus, 1293 nucleotides long. RefSeq names its product pyrokinin-1 receptor-like. Lineage: Eukaryota; Metazoa; Chordata; Actinopteri; Gobiiformes; Gobiidae. Gene Ontology annotation, molecular function: G protein-coupled receptor activity. Gene Ontology annotation, biological process: G protein-coupled receptor signaling pathway. Gene Ontology annotation, cellular component: plasma membrane. The coding region runs from base 1 to 1293 and encodes 430 amino acids. The transcript has 7 exons. The record is from RefSeq and is a predicted model, not a curated record.
AUGAACCUGUCAACGCGGCUCCCGUUCCUUUUCAGCUGUAAUGUGAGUCCCAGUGAUGCGCCUCAGCUGGACAUCAGUGUGACCAAAAGCGAACCACUCAUUAUCGCGGUCCCUAUGACUUUGUUCUACAGUGUGGUCUUUUUCUUUGGGGUCUUGUUAAACGGGUUGAGUAUUCUGACACUGGUGAUGGAUGCACACAUGAGAGUCAGCGCCAUUCGCUUCUACCUCCUCAGCCUUGUUAUAUCAGACAUUCUGCAGCUGAUGACUAUACCGGUCACUCUGUAUCGAUACUACUGGGAGAGCUAUCCGUGGCGUCUGGGCCAAACUGUGUGUAAAGUGUACUUCAUGGUCCGACAGGUGUACUGCGCCACCACCAGCUUGGUUAUCAUGACUUUCACCGCAGAGCGCUACGCCGCCAUUUGCCACACAAUGUGGUCUGUCUCCAGUUUGAAGAGGUCUCGGCUGCCCUGCCUCCUGGUAGUGUGGAUCAUCUCCCUCAUCUCUGCCAUCCCCUUUGCCCUGGUGUAUGACGAGGCUCGUGCUUGUAUCCUGGACUAUACUGCAGUGAAAUAUGAAGAUGCCUUUCAUGUCUCCACCAUGUGUGAGAUGACUGAGCGUGACCCUGCGCACAUAUAUACAGGGGCUCUUAUUCUGAGAGGAGUUUUAUUUUUCCUGGUCCCACUGGUGUCUAUUUUUAUCCUUUACCUGCUCAUCCUUCUGUACCUCAAGAAAAACAGUCGUCAACGAAGAAACAUGGGCCUCACACGACCCAACCCAGAAGAGAGGAGAGACGUUCAGUGCCACCAGAACGGAAAGUUACUGCAGAAUGAAAAAAGAGCUCUGAAACUCAUGGGUGCUGUGGUGGUGGCCUUCUUUGUGUGUAACUUCCCAGACAUCGCUUCAUCCCUGAUGCAGGUCUAUGUGGUCGUGUGGUCUGACACGGUCGACACUGUUUACACCAUCCUGAAGUCCUACCUGUCUCUUCCUCUGUGGUACAUCAACGGAGCUCUGGACCCUCUCCUCUUCUGCAUGUCGUCACACACUUUCCGUAGAGCGUGUUGGAGAACUCUGACGCGGCUCCGACCCGAAUGCUUCUGGAAAUACAACAACAUUUCCUGUUUGAGGCAGAACAGCACCAGUGAGGAAGGAAGCACAUCGGCUAGAGAGAGGAUAGAGUUUCACAACGGGCUCCCUGCAGACCAGACACCCCCAAAUUGGCUCAUCGGCAGCUAUGAAGACCAUAUAGAUGUAAACACGGUGUUCCUCUAUAAAAGAGAGAGAAAUGGACUCUAG